AUGCCGGGAGUAACAAUGGUCGCUUCUCGAGGAGCUAACUCCAGCUCUCUCUGGCGCUCUCGCACCCUUCUCUCAUCCCCACUCGUUGUUCCUUCUUCGGCUCGUUUUCUGUCGUUCAAUAGUCGUUCGAUUACUCCCUACAAUGGCCGACCCUCGGCAAAUACCAGCGCUUCGAUGUCGCGUCUACUAUGCAGGGUGACCACCAACAAGUUAUCCUCCUCAUUCUCGACAUCUUCAUCCUCGCUGUUACCCGAAAACUGGGACGAGAAUCCGAACUUGUCAAUCACGAAUUUCUCGGAACUUCCCUCCAAGGAUUUUGGAGUCAACCAGCACAUGAUCAUAAACCAAGACUUCAAGGAGGCAUUGCGAAUGAUCCUUUGGCAGUUUAAAGCACCAAUCCGAUACGCAUUUGCUUAUGGGUCAGGUGUAUUUCCUCAAAAUGGCAGCGGAGCUCCGUCCAGCUCAUUACACCCCUCGGCACCCACAGCCAUCCAAAAUAUGCAAAAGGGGUCCGGGAAGAUGAUUGAUUUCAUUUUUGGAGUGUCGUACUCCCAGCAUUGGCAUGAUAUCAAUCUGCACCAACAUCGUGAUCAUUAUUCUGGGUUGGGUUCGCUGGGGUCGUACACGGUCUCCCAAGUACAGGACCGCUUCGGCGCGGGUGUCUACUUCCAUCCUUAUAUCACCGUGAACGGGACAAUGAUCAAAUAUGGCGUGGUGAACCUGGAUACGUUAUGUCGGGACCUCACCCAGUGGGACACCAUGUAUCUCGCAGGCCGUUUGCAAAAGCCUGUCAAGAUCUUGCGGGAUCACCCGAAGGUACGAUUGGCCAACCAGAUGAACUUGUUGUCUGCUUUGCGAGUCGCAUUGUUGUUACUGCCAGAAAGAUUCAGUGAGUUCGAGUUAUAUAGCACAAUUGCAGGUAUGAGCUACAUGGGAGAUCUACGCAUGGCCCUCCCCGCCGAGGACCCCAGCAAAGUGCGAAAUAUUGUUUCAGGACAAAUGGCACACUUCCGUCGCCUCUACGCACCACUCAUCGAAAAUCUCCCCAAUGUCACUUUCCAGGACCCCCGCUGCAGCAAUGACGACUGGAUCGAUGACCCAAACGCGAUCUUAGCCAUGGCGCAAGAUAUGGAUCCGGUCAUGCGUGGUAACAUGGUUCGUCGUCUGCCUGAAUCUUUCCGACAAAAGUUGUACUUCCAGUACCAGUCUCGCUUUGGGAUCCCUCGAGCCGAUUUCAAUAAGAUGGUUCAGGAGAGCAAGGAUUCCGACGAGGUCCUUCGCCGGCCUCAAGGCGGUUCGUUUGAGCGACGGAUUGCCGGGGAUGAUCACCUCCAGGAGGAGGUCGCCAAAUCCAUUGAGAAGACAAUCCGCUGGCCCAGCACUGUCCAAACGAUCAAGGCACCGUUCACAGCAGGCCUUGGUAAGAGUUGGACUUAUAUCAUGGAAAAACGUGAUAAGCACAAGAAGUCUCAGAUGGCAGCCGCUUCAGCACUUGAGUCCGCCCCUGGAGCGAAGAAACCCACUCAAGAACCGAAGCCAUUAGAGCCAAAGGAGACAAAGAAAGAAUAG
This is a messenger RNA of Penicillium crustosum, 1569 nucleotides long. Its product is annotated as phosphatidate cytidylyltransferase. Gene Ontology annotation, molecular function: phosphatidate cytidylyltransferase activity. The record is from RefSeq and is a predicted model, not a curated record. NCBI's taxonomy places the organism in Eukaryota, Fungi, Ascomycota, Eurotiomycetes, Eurotiales, Aspergillaceae. Bases 1 to 1569 code for a protein of 522 amino acids. The transcript has 2 exons. Gene Ontology annotation, cellular component: mitochondrion. Gene Ontology annotation, biological process: CDP-diacylglycerol biosynthetic process; cardiolipin biosynthetic process.